Messenger RNA from Motacilla alba alba, 3600 nucleotides. RefSeq names its product low affinity immunoglobulin gamma Fc region receptor II-like. Gene Ontology annotation, molecular function: transmembrane signaling receptor activity. The record is from RefSeq and is a predicted model, not a curated record. The transcript has 8 exons. Lineage: Eukaryota; Metazoa; Chordata; Aves; Passeriformes; Motacillidae. The coding region runs from base 132 to 1313 and encodes 393 amino acids. Gene Ontology annotation, biological process: cell surface receptor signaling pathway.
CAUGUUCCCACAGCAUCCCCAUCCCUGAGUCUCCUCAGGCAAUGAAACCCCAAUUCCUCUGGACCCCCAUUCUCCUAGACACCCAUCCUUAGGUCCUCACAUUCCGUGAGCCCCCCACUCCUGGGAACCCCAUGUCCCACUUUGUCCCCAGCCUGUCCCCAGCGUGUGGCCACCCUGCCCCCACCAAGGGCCACCUACACGUGGGGACGGACGUGACCUCGCUUCCUUCCCUUUCAGCCAAAGAGCCGCCAGCCAGGGGAGCGGUGGCCACAGCAGCGAGUGACAGCCAGUCCACAUGGCUGGGGACACCGGGAUGGCCGGGAAGGUGGCGCUGCUCCUGUGGGUCCAGACCCUCAGCCUCGCUGGUGAGUUCUCGGGGGAUCCCAUGUCCCCACCCCACUCUCCCGAGCUCCACGGUGGCCUUGGCAGGCUGGUGUCCCCUGUCACCCGCAGGAGCCCAGACCACCCAGAUGCUUGUGGAGCCCCCUUGGAGGCCGCCAGUGCUAUGGGACCAGGUGACACUGACCUGCCAGGGCUCGGGGACCGCCGGUGCCACUACCUGGUACAAGAACGGGCAGCUCUGGCGGCAGGGACGCAACGACCUCACUGUCACCGAGAGUGGCACCUACACGUGUGACAGAUCUGGCACCGGUCUCAGCCCUGCUGUGAUUGUCUCAGAUGACCUGCUGGUGCUGCAGGUGCCAUCAGGGGCUCUGCUGGAGGGGGACACGGUGACACUGCGCUGCCGGGGCCGGUGGAACAGCACGGUCACCAUGGUGCGAUUUUACAAAGACGAGAAGGACCUUGGGGGGUCUCUCAAUGGGACCGAGCUGUCCCUGUCCCCUCUGCAGCUAAACCACAGCGGCCACUACAGCUGCAGGGGCUUGGUGGGAUCCUUCAUGUCACGGUCACCACCAGUGACAGUGACAGUGCAUGUACCCGUGGCCAAUGCCACCAUCACCCCCAGUGUUCUGGAGGUGACACCGCAGGACACAGGAGCACACAGGGACACAGUGGCCAUAGGGCUCAGUGGGGCCCUCCUGUUCCUGCUCCUGUUCGUGGGUGUUAUCGUGGCCUGGCACCAGUGGCACCAUGUGGCAGCUGCCAGCAAGCACCAGGAAAGGGCCCCCCCGGAUGCCCCUGCCCCCCCAGAGCAGGGGGAGGUGCUGUACACCCACGUCAUGGUCACCAAGAGGGCAGGGGCGUCCCCCUGUGCCACCACACUCCAGGAUCCCCAGGUGACUUACGCGGAGCUGCGGGGACCCCAGGGGCGACCAAGGGAACCCGGUGACAUCUACGGGAAUGUGCUGUGACACUGGGGGUCACUUGGGGGCACUGGGGGUCCCCACCCAUGGGCACCCACUCCUGUGUGUGCUGCCACUAAAAACUGCCCCUCUCCCUCCCUGUGGAGGCACAAAGAUCCCAAAGGGCUGAGAGAGGAACAAUUUCCUGAAACAGCAACCAGAAAGAAUAAAACCAACAGCAACAGCAACAAGCUUAAGAGUCCAAAUGGUCACAAAAGGAACAAUUUCCAGGGAAAGCCACAAAAAGGAACAAAGCCCAGACCUUUCCCCCAGCACGUUUCCUCCACCAGAGGAAUCUGGAAGGGCCCUGUAUCUUCCUUGCUCUGAUGGCCAAAGUGGCCUUCAGGAGGCUCUGGAUUCUCUUGUCCCCUCUCCCAAACCCAUCCUUUGCCCUGUUCCACACAUGAGGAUGUCACAAAGGCGCUGUGGGGGCUCCAGAGCCUCCCCCUUUGCCAGGGCAGUCGGGAUCAGGCCAUGGCACAGGGUGGAGUGUCAGAGACAGGAAAGGUUUUAUGUCUGGAGACAUUUUGGAACACCUGUGUGUGGCGUAGUUGGGUCAGUCCUUGCUUUUGGUGAGACACUGCCCUGUCUGUCUAUCAGUCUGUCAGCCAUGGCACACUGAGGACAGUGUGAAGCUCUUCCCAAGCAAGCUCCUGAGUGGCUGGGUGACCAGAAGUGCCAGCUGGGGAGAGAGCCCUUGGAGGCCAAACUGACUUAAAAGGCAGAGCAUGAGGUAGCCGUGUCCCAUAACCUGUCUCCUCCUUGAGGUGUCUAUCCUGUCCAUGCUGGAACCGAACAGCUGUCAACUUGUUUAAAUGAGUAAUACAUGCAAUGGAAAGUCGAAACAUUACUGGAAUGGAGAGAAGACCCAUCUCUAAAACUUUUUCUAAUUUAAAAAUGAUCGAGUAUCAAGGACAAAGUGCAGGAAAAUGAAUACCAGCUCUUUAAUGGGAAUUUAUAAACCAGAAGAGAACAAACAACACAAACUCGGAACUUUCCCUCACGCUCAGGGCUGUUUGUUUUUGUGGCAGUGAUAAUCGUGGCCAGCAGGGGGCGCUGCAGGGAGCACUCCCGGCCAGCAGGGGGUGCCCUGGGCGAGCUCCAUCCCCUCAGGGGCCAUGGCGGCCUCGCACGGGAGGCACCAGGGGAAAUCGCUCCUUGUGCAAACUCACGGCCACCAAUCGCUCCCGGCACCACCACCGGCAGCGGGCAGAAGCCGCCAAGGCAGCAGGUUGGAUCCCAGUGCCCAGGGGCAGCGUAGCAGGGUCUCAGGGCCAGGCACACGCCCUGCGCAACACCCGCGACCGCUCUCCAUGAUCCUGAAUGGAACAAAGGCAGCGCCUGACCCCAGGCAGGUGUUGUUUCCACAGCAGCACCUCUGGUGCCUUUACACCACAAUUCCUGCAAGCCCUCAGCCUUUCCCUCAGGUGAGGAGGGCUUGGAUGGGGCAGCUUUGGGGACCUCUGGAAUCCACACAGGGUCACUCCCCAGAGCUCCCCCAUGGCCGCUGGGCAGAGGCACUCCUCGGUAUUUCCACAUUUUUCCCUCUUUUCUGGCGGCCACAGCCUGAACCCAAACAUUCUUUCCAUGAGGUUCCAGAAGGCUGCAGGUUUUGUUCAAGAAGGAGGGACCCAGGCAGGUUCUUGAGCAGAGUGUUGUGGGAGUUGCAGUAGUUCUGGGGCUCUCUCAGUCCCUUACCAAGAGGAACAAAUGAGCAAUGGCUGCAUUUCCGGACUGGCUCCCUCACAGCUGCCCCUGUAGGGUGUGUUCCCAGCCAGCCCUGCUCUGAAAACCAUCCAAGGCCCUCGCAGAGCCACUGCUUGGGCUCCCUUUGGGCUUUGUGCUUCUUGCAGGCCUGAGCAAACCACAGGCAGGCCUUUUCCCCCACAGAAUUCUCACCUCUGCAGCAGCUCUAAAGCUGCCAGGAUAAAGCCAAGGGGGCAGGGGGGAUCCUGAGGUGCUGGCUGCCACCUGGGGCUGGGCAGAGCAGGGCUGGCCAAUGGCCAUCCCUGUGCAGUGGGGCUGGGCCAUGGCUGGGCCCCACCCUUGGAUGGCCACUGGCUUCAAGGAGCAGGAGUUUGGGAGCUCCUUCCUGCCCUGGGCUCCAUUCCUGAACUGCUCUUGCCGGCUCAGAUCCUGCAGAGGAUGAGCAAGAAUGGAGAAAUCUGGAUGUCCCCCAGAGCUGCCAUGGCCCACGAAAGGACUCCCUUGUCCAGAAAGUAUCGCCCGUGGGACAGGAUCCCCCCAGGACAGGACCCCCCUGGAUGUGUCUACCAGGAGAGAACCACCCCCGAAA